This is a messenger RNA of Acanthisitta chloris (rifleman), 644 nucleotides long. RefSeq names its product arf-GAP with coiled-coil, ANK repeat and PH domain-containing protein 2-like. The record is from RefSeq and is a predicted model, not a curated record. The transcript is spliced from 6 exons. NCBI's taxonomy places the organism in Eukaryota, Metazoa, Chordata, Aves, Passeriformes, Acanthisittidae. The annotation marks the transcript as partial. Gene Ontology annotation, cellular component: endosome membrane; cytoplasm. Gene Ontology annotation, molecular function: GTPase activator activity; protein binding.
CUUUAGCAAUCGUGUGGUUCUGGGAUGUGGAGGAAGUUGGAGAAGAAGAGUUGGAUGACUUACCCUUGGCAGAAGUUGGAGUUCCUGUUCUUCCCUCCUUUGCUCCUGUCUCUGCUGCCAGUUCGUCACUGGCUGCUUCUGCCACGGGUUUUUCUGAUGACUGCGACAUGGCAGCGUUAGAAGAAGUAGAAGGAGAUGUGACAGAACUGGAACUGAAACUUGACAAGCUGGUGAAGCUUUGUAUUGCAAUGAUUGAUACUGGGAAAGCAUUUUGUGCAGCUAACAAGCAGUUCAUGAAUGGGAUUCGAGACCUUGCACAAUACUCCUCUAAAGAUACUUUGGUUGAGACCAGUUUGACAAAGUUCUCUGACACCUUACAGGAAAUCACCAAUUACCACAAUAUCCUGUUUGACCAAGCCCAAAGAUCAAUUAAAGCACAACUUCAGACUUUUGUUAAAGAAGAUAUUAGGAAAUUUAAAGAUGCGAAGAAACAGUUUGAAAAAGUGAGUGAGGAGAAGGAGAAUGCUCUAGUGAAAAAUGCCCAAGUUCAGAGAAAUAAGCAACACGAAGUAGAGGAAGCAACAAAUAUUUUGACUGCAGCGCGGAAAUGUUUUCGACACAUAGCUCUGGAUUAUGUUCUUCAG